Messenger RNA from Conger conger (European conger), 3077 nucleotides. It is a transcript of the gene fam234b, whose product is annotated as family with sequence similarity 234 member B. The coding region runs from base 86 to 2230 and encodes 714 amino acids. The transcript has 13 exons. Lineage: Eukaryota; Metazoa; Chordata; Actinopteri; Anguilliformes; Congridae. Gene Ontology annotation, molecular function: protein binding. The record is from RefSeq and is a predicted model, not a curated record.
CUUUGCGAAAGGGGGCGCAUGAAAAAAAUUAUUACCGUUGCCUUGAAUUUCUGCAACGGGACUCACCUCAUAGAAGCUGGAUAACAUGGCAGCAGCUUUGUCUCGAGCUCUGAAAUUGCCUGGAAAGAAGAGUUCGGAACUGGGAGAGUAUGACCCGCUCACCCAAGCAGAUAGCGAGGACGAGAGCGAGGAAGAUGACCUCGUCCUCAAUUACCCUCGCAACGGCCUGGGAAGGGGUAGCUGUUUAGGAGCAGGGGCAUCAGACCUGCGGACCGGUAGGGCAGGGAGGCUGGUGGAAGACGAUGAUGAAGUGGAAGAGGAUGAGGAGGAAUGGAGGGAGCAGUACCCAAGUAAAAACAGACAGGAGAGAGAGGAGCUGAAGACCAGGCAGUACUGGAGUCAGAGGGAGGGCAGUAGGGAUGUAGGGAGCGAUGGUGGAGGGGGUACUGGGUCUACAGGGAGCUCCGGUCUUGGUUCUGGUACGGAUCUGGAGGAGAAGGCAGCCAGGCUGAGGGGGACUGUCCGUACUGCCUUUUUCCUGGUGCCGCUGUGCUGUGCCGUGUUGCUGGUGCUCCUGUGUGCGUUUCUAUUGCCCUGCAAACAAAGUGAACUGGACAAAAGUCCUCAGUGGGAGAGAGAACUCGGUGAAGCCGGAGGAGGGUUCUUCCCCUCUCUAGCACUUUGGGAUGUAGAUGGUGAUGCCGUUGAAGAUGUGCUAGUUGGAGUCACUCAGCAGACCAAUGAAAGCCAGCCUGCAGGUUUUCAGGUCAACAGCAAAGAGUACAGUGUCGUGGCCAUCUCUGCGGCCAGUGGGAAGCAGCUGUGGAAGACGGUGGUGAAGGAGCCAGUGAAGUCCAUCCAGUGUGGGCACCAGCCGCAGCCUCGCCCUGUCCGGGGGGGAACCCGGGCCUUCCUGGAGGGCUCGCUGGGCCCGGAGGGGGGGUCUGCGGCCCACAGCCAGAAGCCCCUUUGCCUCGUCAUCGGAUCGUCCCACCUCAUGGCGGUCAGCGGAACCACUGGAAAGGAGCUGUGGUCAGCAUCACCAGGCAAGAUAGUGUCCCAGGCAGUAUUAAUACUGGACCUGGAUGGGGAUGAGGUCCCAGACUUCCUGAUUGCCACUCUGCCAGUUGACCAGGUCUCGUCUUCCUUUGGUCUUUCUCUGCUCCUGCUAUCAGGAGUGCUUGGCAAUCAAAUCGGACACUCUGUAACCUUUAACCUCACAGCUCGGGGGAAGCUGAUCGGGCCAGAUUUGCAUGUGACCGGCUUGGGGGCGUACUAUAUUCUCUUUGGACUUGGCACUGUGGAGGCAGCCUCUCUGAAAGACAUUUACAUUCAGGCGACAGGCAGGGCACCAACUAAAAUUGGUGCCCUGAAAGUGAAAGACCCCAGCUGGGAAAAGCUGAGAAAAAACUCUUCUCUCAUACACAUCUCCAGUAGCUGUGAGCAAGUUGAGUUCUUGCUCCCUCUUGUGGCUGGGUUGUGCAACAACCACAACAACUUCGACUUGGUUUCCAACCUGAACUCCAGCCGCAGUGACUGGGCGCUGGUGUGUGGGUCGAGUAAACUGUCGGUGCUGAGGGAGAGCGACACACAUACCGAGUGGACCGCAGACUCUACAGACGUACAUGGUCGUCCUGCGCCAGGUCAGUUCAAUGAAGAUGGUGUUCCAGACCUCCUCGUCCAGCAAUCUGUCGCUCCCGGAGUGAGAAAGGUCCAGGUGAUUGAUGGUGCGAAUGGGCGAGGUCUGUGGGAGGCGGAGUUUGUCUGCCCACAGCUGGAUUUAGAGGGCUCUUCCAUGGCGACUUCCACUGGGAUCUCAGUUUUCCUCUUCUGGGCUGGAGAGCUGCAGACACUCAAGAACCUCACCAAAGCUCCUGUUUCUCAAGGCGUGGCUCCAACUGUGGAUCCUGCUAGCCCAGUCCUCCGAAGGCUGUACUUGUUGCACCCUGCCUAUCCCACAAUCCUCAUGGAGCUUACAACCACCACAGACACUCUGCUCUCUGCUGCAGUCAGCUACCAGGAGCAGCAGAAAGAUGCUUCAUACAUCACCGUCUCUGCUCGGCCUGCCAAGCCAGGGGUUCAGGUGCUCAGGAGCCAGAGCUUGAGGGCCUCCAUUGCUGGGGCGAACAUUGUGAGGCUGGGUGAGGACAAACAAUCUGGAGCAUCGGUCAGGCCUGGAGCCUUUGAGAUCAACAAGUUCUUCAGAAAUCUGUCCUUUAGACAGCAGUGAGCAGAGAACAUUACGCCACACUAGCUGGCCAAAGGAAACUUGAGAAGAGCGUCUCCAUGGGAACACCAGAAAUAGUAAACCACAUUCGGUCCCGUUCAGCAAAGGAGACUGUUACCUUUCCAUUCUAUUUAUUUAUUUAUUUAUUUUUAUCCAUAAAAUGUGAUUGAAUUGAAUUAGUAGUAAUAUUUUGUGGGAAAUCUGGAUUCUGGAAAGAAUAAUUCCAUUUUAUUUUACGAAAUGCCUGUGUUGGUGUAUUUUUUAAAUUUAUUUGUUGCAUCUAAAUUGAUUUACUUUAUGCAGGAAAUGCACUAUUGCACAAACCCUGGGCAAAGUAUUCUGCACGCACGCACACACGUACACACAAGAACAAACUGCAAGCAUAAGCUAACCCACUGUUCCAUUUGCAGUAAAAUAGUGUCAUCCAGUUUGCCCUGAUAUUAGGCACAUUUUCUCAGACUAGAAACAUGCAGUUACUGACCGUCAAGGCACAUUACCCCAGUUGGCCUUGCACUUAACAGCCUACAAAUAGUUAUGUGGUAGGCAUCUCCCCUGUGCUAUUUGGUAUGGGAGGAUAACUGAUGGGGUGUCUAGAUAUUUGUAUUGCUGUACAGUAUUCAUUGAUUUGUCUGAUUUACUUAAAAUGCUAUUAUUCCCUUGGACUAGCAAAUAACAAUAGUUUCUGGAAUAUUUAAGAGAAUAUUGCAUUGCCUGUUUGUAUUGUAUGUUGAUAUGUUCUGUAAAUAUGACUGAAGGUACUUGUAAAUAACACGGACAUUACAGUGCUGGAGUAAACUUACACAGUAUUACAAAAUUACAAAACAAUAAAGAAUAUUUUAAAACGCUAAAA